AUGCCAGCGCUCACCGUCCCCAAGCCUGCUCCCCCUUCCCUUGGCCUCGGCGGUCGACGUCGUUCCUGGGCGUCUCUUUCUUCCAACCCCCCUGAAAACGCCGCUCAAAAUGUGAACAAAGCGAUUGACGUUGAGCUGAAGAGGGACGCAAUGAUACGGAAGGAAAGAAACGUCCGAGAAGUAAAAGUCAUCUUGUUUGGCCAACCUGACUCCGGCAAAUCAACGCUGAUAAAGCAGUUACAAUUGCUUUACGCCCCAGACGCUCUAGAUAAUAAACGCACAUUAUGGCGGGCGGCGGUGUUCUUGAACAUCCUGAAGGCGGUUCGCAUGAUUCUAAUGGAUCUUGACUUGGAAUUCUCAUAUGAAGAUGAUGAGGACGAGUUCAAUUCUCGCCAGAUAAGACAGGAGAUUGCCGCUAUCAGAGGAAAGCUACUUCCGCUCCUAGCUACCGAAGAGUCACUUGCUAUGGAACUCAGCGGUGGCGUUUCCUUCUCAAGACCUUCAGGGGCUCGCGUUCGGCCUGGGUGGCAGCAGUCUAUAAUUCCUAACGAAGGAUCUCCUUCAGAAAAGGAAAAGCCCUCGAGGCUUUUACAAGCGACCAACCUCACCGCGAAAUAUCUGAGCAUCUCGGCCUCUCUAAUUGGAAUAUUAUGGCGUCAUCCCACCGUUAACAAUUACAUACCGCUUCGGAAAAUUCAGCUAGAUGAUUCGGCAUCAUACUUCCUGGAACAGAUAGAUCAAAUAGCUCAAGCGGAUUAUAUUCCUACGAACAACGAUAUUUUACGCGUACGAUUAACUACUCUAGGGGUUGGGGAACACACAUUCGCCGUCAAGUUUGCUGGUAAAAUAAAUACCGUCACUUAUUUUGACGUCAGCGGGGCUUGUGGUCGGCGGCUGUCCUGGAUUCCAUACUUUGAAGCUGCUACGUCGUUGAUUUUCUUCGCUCCGAUCAGUGCAUUCGACGAGUACCUCGAAGACGACCCCGCAACUAAUCGGCUCCACCAUUCUCUCCAACUCAUCUCCGCCAUAUGUGCUAAUAGAAUCCUCAGACAUGCACACCUCGUUCUCUUCCUGAAUAAGAUCGACCUUCUAAAGCAGAAGCUCGAGGCUGGUAUAGAGGUCCAAAAAUAUAUCACCAGCUAUGGAGACAGACCAAACACCUACGAAAGCGUCUCGGAUUAUUUUCGAAAUCACUUCCUUCAAGCUCAUCGUAGACACGACGUUUCGCGGAGGGAACUCCAUGUUCAUUUUAGUUGCAUGAUUGUAAGGCUAUAG
Molecule: messenger RNA, 1275 nt
Organism: Laccaria bicolor S238N-H82
Lineage: Eukaryota; Fungi; Basidiomycota; Agaricomycetes; Agaricales; Hydnangiaceae
Product: guanine nucleotide binding protein alpha subunit
Exons: 14
Coding region: 1-1275 (424 amino acids)
Biological process (GO): adenylate cyclase-modulating G protein-coupled receptor signaling pathway
Cellular component (GO): heterotrimeric G-protein complex
Molecular function (GO): guanyl nucleotide binding; G protein-coupled receptor binding; GTPase activity
Source: RefSeq, a predicted model, not a curated record